AUGGCCCCCAUCGAAUGCGUCCGGCAGUCGCUGCCGCUAAGCCACGCCUUCGGUGUGCGACGCUCGCGCCUGGGAGGACAACGAUGGAGGAAGCAGUGGCCGGAUCCCCCGUCCUGGAGUGCAUUGAAGUGGGAUUUGGAGCUGCCACAUCAAGCGCGUGGAAACUACUUGGCUGGCCUGCAGACCACCAAGACUCCACCGAAGGUGCCUCUUCCCAACUUGGACAUCUCAGCAGAAGCUCUUUGGAACUCUUUGGAGGAGUUUCGAGCAGUGCAUGCCGAAGACACCCAGGUCUUGCAGCAGCUGCUGAACAAGGUGAAGCUUUGCCCAAAUUGCCAGAAAGCUUGCGCGCACACCAUGCACCAAUGCAACAAUUGUUGCACUCACCUGACUGAGGAUACCCUUGCUGCCACCGACAACGUCCUCAUGGCCUUCGUCUUUGGAAUCCAAAAGGGUCGCUUUCCUCUCACCAUCUCCAUGCGUGCUUGUACCAAGGAGUUUCUGGUCUUUGACGAUCCCCUCUGUGUCUCCGUGUGCCACCUGAAUGUCAUUCCAACGAAGGUCUACAUUCCAGAUUUGCGCUACCUUUUUAAAGACCCUCUUCGUGGACGAAAGAUCGUACAUGCCAUGUUGGAACAGGUGGACACGGUCUGUCUGGAACAGCAUUGGUCCGAUGAGAAGUUUCGGGCUGCCUACCUGCAGGCUGCCCCCGGCCGCGAGGCCUUGCGAUCGAUGGGCACGGCUGGAAUGAACUUCCCACCAUCGCAGCAGCAGCUCCAUUUGCAAUACGUGCACGGACCGAUGCUUCCCUUUCAGUACGCUGUCUUCAAGGAUGGAUUACACCUGCAGUACAAGCGCUUCUUCCCGGUGCAGUUCUUGCUGGAUAGUCUGGCAGCAGGGGACAAGGUGAGACUUGAUGUGCAUGAGAAUACCGACAUUGAGGAGAUCAUUCAGAUGGCGGCAGUUGUUGGUGUGGAUUAUGACUCUUACUGGAGUCAGAUGUGUGCGCAGGUCAACACUAUUCAAGAGUCUUGCAGCCCCUGGCGUGAGGCGGAUUUCAUGUAUCGCAUCGUGGGGAAAAACGUUUACGAUGCCCAGACGGGGCAAGAGCUGCCGGAGCUCAACGUGAAGGCGAUCCAAGCUGCAGAUGUGAAGCGCCUCCAAAGCUACGGCUGUGGCGCUACAGAGCCUGGGAGGUGCUGCUACUAUCCCUUCGCGAAGAGGGCAGCAGAGAUUGAAUCAUGGAAGUGA
Messenger RNA from Cladocopium goreaui, 1251 nucleotides. The record is from the annotation of a GenBank genome assembly. Lineage: Eukaryota; Dinophyceae; Suessiales; Symbiodiniaceae.